Chaetomium fimeti is the source of this 2415-nucleotide messenger RNA. RefSeq lists its product as uncharacterized. Gene Ontology annotation, molecular function: medium-chain fatty acid-CoA ligase activity. The transcript is spliced from 3 exons. Bases 231 to 2237 code for a protein of 668 amino acids. The record is from RefSeq and is a predicted model, not a curated record. Gene Ontology annotation, biological process: fatty acid metabolic process. NCBI's taxonomy places the organism in Eukaryota, Fungi, Ascomycota, Sordariomycetes, Sordariales, Chaetomiaceae.
CGCGCUGUGUGACACGAGGGGUCGGGAGGUUGAUCGCGGGUUGAUCAAUCGACGAAGAUCCCGCUGGUGAAUGACAUGUGGUUCCUCUCUUUGCCUUUCAAUCUAGUUCAUGUGCCUGGUUCGUAUUUCAAGCAUCUUGCGGCGACCCGACAUCGUGCCUUGUUUCAACUGUUUGGUGGAAUUACGUGACCGACAAGAAAAGAAGGAAAGCGAAGAAGCAUUCAGUUACAAUGCGUCUUCGGACACGGUCUGCGACUACAAUACUUUGCGCCUCGAGGCUACAUGGCGGACCUUUGAGGAAACGCAUUCGGGUUCCAGCUAGGGCGGUAAGGGCGGUCAGCACCUUGACGCGGAGUAUCUACCAAGGGCCACCAGAGCCACCUUUGCUCCCUCAUACUAUCCCCGAGCACUUCAGCUCCAUCGUCAAAGAGUUUGGUGACAGGCCAGCCGUCAUCUCCCGCACCCCGACCACAACCCACGAUGCGCUCCCGAACAUACCCGCAGACGCCGUCCCUCCGGCUCUGGAAACAACCCUCAGUUACGAGAAGCUCGACCUCGCGUCCAAUGCGCUAGCGCACUCCCUACGCUCCCUGGGCGUGAAGAAGGGCGAUCGUGUUGCCGUGAGCCUGGGAAACUCUGCAGAAUUUGCCGCCCUUACCUACGCCAUCUUCAAGCUCGGGGCUAUCCUUGUGCCAUUGAACCCAGGAUUCAACGCCAAGCAGGUCACUGCCGCCCUCAAUCAUUUGGGGGUCGAGCUGAUGAUCAUCGGCGCUGUCACUGAUCUCGCCUACAAGCCCUGUCGCGGGCGAAGUAACCUCCCGCUGCUACAAACCAUCGUCCCGGAUCUUGAGUCAGGGCGCAUUGAAUCGCCCGAGGUCUCCUCGCUCAAAACGGUCGUAGUAGUCGACAACUCUGCUUCCCAUCCACUGAGUGGCUUUCCACCAUUGGCCUCCCUCCGCUCGUUGGCUCUCUUCACCUCCCUCAUACCAGACCUAACCGCCGUCCGCGCCUCCUCCUCGACAUUUGCCGCUCGCACCAUUACCCCCGACUCCCCACUGUCCCCGACCGAAACAAUAAACAUCCAAUUCACCAGCGGCACUACCAGCCACCCCAAAGCCGCCAUGCUCACCCACACCAGCAUCCUCAACAACGGCGCGCUGAUCGCCCACCGCAUGGGGCUGGACCCAUCCGACCUGAUCGUCUGCCCGCCGCCGCUCUUCCACUGCUUCGGCUCGGUGCUGGGCUACAUGGCGACAGCCACAACAGGCGCGGCGCUGCUACUCCCCUCCCCCGCCUUCGACCCGCGCGCGGCGCUGCGCAUGGCCGCCGCCCGCCGCGCCACGGGCCUCUACGGCGUCGCCACCAUGUUCGUCGCCAUGCUCGAGCUGCUGCACCACCACCCGCACCUGCUCCCCGCCGCCCAGGCCGCUGCCCUGCCCAGCCAUCUGCGCAAGGGGAUUGGCGCGGGCAGCUCCGUGCCGGAGUCGAUCAUGCGCAAGUUGUACGCGGCGUUGGGGUUGCAGGAUUUGGUGAUUUGUUAUGGUAUGACCGAGACCAGUCCUGUUAGCUGUAUGACGGCGCCGACGGACCCGUUCGAUCGGAGGACGCGGAGUGUGGGGAAGGUCAUGCCGCAUACCAAGGUCAAGAUUGUGGAUCCACUGGACCCGGGGCGGGUGGUGCCUGUUGGGGAGAGGGGGGAGUUGGCGGCGGCGGGGUAUCUGGUGAUGAAGGGGUAUUGGGGGGAUAAGGAGAGGACGGAGGAGGUCAGGCGGGUGGAGACGGACGAGGAGGGGGUUGAGGAGGUGUGGAUGUACAGCGGGGACGAGGCGAGCAUGGACAAGGACGGGUAUGUGGAGAUCACGGGGCGGAUUAAAGAUCUGAUCAUUCGGGGCGGGGAGAACAUCCACCCGCUGGAGAUCGAGAACUGCCUCUUCCAGCAUCCGCUGGUGGCCGAGGUCAGCGUGAUCGGCGUGCCGGAUGAAAAGUAUGGGGAGAGCGUGGGCGCGUUUGUCAUUGCGCACAAGGGCGUUGCGACGGACGAGGAGGCAGAGACGGCGGGCAAGGGGGAGGUCUUGACUAAGGAGAGCGUUCGCGAGUGGGUGAGGACGCAUCUGUCGAGUCAUCUGGUGCCGAAGCAUAUUUGGUUUGUAACGGAAUACCCCAAGACGGCGAGCGGUAAGAUUCAGAAGUUCAAGUUGAGGGACACGGCCAAGCAGUUGCUUGAGGCUGGGCGAUAGGCUUACGCCGGGCAGACUUUUGGAUACCAAGAGUCUAACAAUAUGAACGAAAAGUUGGAUCUUGAAAUGCAACUUACGCGCGCAGGAAUGCUCAAAAGGCCGUCCUUGGAAGAGUAGUUCGCCCUGCAUUGCAAUCGUCAGCGAGGUUGAGGGCCGGUUUUCUUAUUUUAGAGUGGCC